Messenger RNA from Mytilus californianus (California mussel), 811 nucleotides. RefSeq names its product metalloproteinase inhibitor 2-like. The record is from RefSeq and is a predicted model, not a curated record. The coding region runs from base 91 to 543 and encodes 150 amino acids. Gene Ontology annotation, cellular component: extracellular matrix. Gene Ontology annotation, biological process: negative regulation of endopeptidase activity; negative regulation of membrane protein ectodomain proteolysis. Gene Ontology annotation, molecular function: metalloendopeptidase inhibitor activity; protease binding. The transcript has 6 exons. Lineage: Eukaryota; Metazoa; Mollusca; Bivalvia; Mytilida; Mytilidae.
CAACGGGAAACCGGAUUUAUGUUAUGACAUGAAAAAAGUAUGUAAACAAUUAGUAACAUCUGGAUACUUUAUAGAAGAUCUGAAGAAAAUAUGCUACUGCUGUACGUGAUAACUGUAUUGUUAAUGGUUUCCGGGUCACUAGGGUGUUCCUGUGCGAAAACGUCGCUUCAUCAGUACGUGUGUGAUUCUGAAUUUAUUAUAAGAGGAAGCGUCAGAUCAGUACCGGGCUCCCAGUCAAACGAUGAUGUGUACUAUAAUGUGAAAAUUCUGGACAUUUUAAAGCAACCCUCGUAUGCUUUGUCGAAAGGUAAAGAAGUCAAAAUCUGGACUCCAGGAAAUGAUGGGAUAUGUCGGGCGCCACUUAGUCACGGAGAGGACUAUUACAUUGGAGGCAGUAUAGAUAAAGGAACUAGUAAACUUAGGAUUCAUUUGUGUAAUUUCCGGAGCAGGACGUCAGCAUUAAAAGAUUGCCGGAAAAGAAUGAUUGCGGGAAAUGUAUUUGACUGCAGUUGUAAGACACCUGAAUGCUUUCAAGACUGUUGAAGAGGAUAACCUUUUUAAGAUAUACUGUUAUCGAUUUUCUUUUUUUCCAAUUUAAGUAACCGGCACAAGCGCGUGUAAUAAAGACGCUUUUCGUGCUUUUAUUACAAUAAAAAUUAUUAUUACCAAAGCUUUAUAUUAUUACCUUGGUAAGUUUUACUAUUAAAUUAAUUCAUAAAUCUAUUUACAAUUUCUUAAGAUAACCGUAUUUUGUGUGGACGCUUCCUCUUCUGUUAUCGCUUAUUUACUGUUAAUAAACUUUGAAAGAUUA